CAUAGAAACACUGUCGUCCAAUCACUGCGCGUUUUAUUCCAGCGGACUCAUCCGGUGCUAUAAAGCUAGCCACGAGCGAGUCUUGUAAGCGAGAGUCCAUUUUGGAAAAGCGGCUUUUUCAAGCGGCAAUAUUUUACAGUAAACAAAAGCGACUACGAUGGCCGACGCAGAGCAUCAGUUAAUGGAGACCUCGGAGAACGGGAACGAGGAAGAUUUUAACGGAGCGGAGGAGGAGAACGGAGCGUCUGAGGGAGGACAGAUCAACGCCAGCAAGGGCGAGGAGGACGCGGGUAAAAUGUUUGUUGGAGGACUCAGCUGGGACACCAGUAAGAAAGACCUGAAGGACUACUUCUCCAAGUUCGGAGAGGUGACCGACUGCACAAUAAAGAUGGAUUCAAACACCGGCCGCUCACGAGGGUUUGGGUUCAUCUUGUUCAAAGAAGCAGAAAGUGUGGACAAGGUGCUAGAGCAAAAGGAGCACAGGCUAGACGGUCGACAGAUUGAUCCCAAGAGAGCCAUGGCCAUUAAGAAAGAGCCAGCCAAGAAGAUCUUUGUCGGUGGCCUUAACCCCGAAACCACAGAAGAGAAGGUCCGUGAAUACUUCGGGGCCUUCGGAGAGAUUGAAACUAUUGAACUUCCAAUGGAUCCAAAGACGAGCAAAAGGAGAGGCUUCGUCUUCAUCACAUUCAAGGACGAAUCUGCUGUCAAAAAGAUCCUGGAGAAGAAAUACCAUAAUGUCUGUGGAAGCAAGGUAACGAACGGGAAGGAAGACCUUUGUGAGAUCAAAAUCGCCCAGCCCAAGGAAAUCUACCAGCAGCAGCAGUACGGCGCUCGCGGAGGCUUCGGAGGUCGUGGCAGGGGUCGUGGGGGCCCAGGCCAGAACUGGAACCAGGGCUAUAACAGCUAUGGGAACCAAGGCUACGGUGGCCCGCAGGGCUAUGGUGGUUAUGGUGGCUAUGGAGGUUAUGGUGGCUAUGGCAGCUAUGACUAUUCCUCUCCAUAUUAUGGAUAUGGUGGUGGUUAUGACUACAGCCAGGGCGAUGGGAGCUAUGGGAAAACACCUAGACGUGGAGGCCACCAGAGCUACAAGCCAUACUGAGCAUGCAGAACAGGACUGAAGUAUUCCCAAACACCAGGAUUCUGACCGUGAUUAUCGCAGUUCUCU
Messenger RNA from Carassius carassius (crucian carp), 1165 nucleotides. RefSeq names its product heterogeneous nuclear ribonucleoprotein A/B-like. Bases 158 to 1099 code for a protein of 313 amino acids. NCBI's taxonomy places the organism in Eukaryota, Metazoa, Chordata, Actinopteri, Cypriniformes, Cyprinidae. The transcript has 9 exons. Gene Ontology annotation, biological process: regulation of gene expression. The record is from RefSeq and is a predicted model, not a curated record. Gene Ontology annotation, molecular function: RNA binding. Gene Ontology annotation, cellular component: nucleoplasm.